Messenger RNA from Clarias gariepinus (North African catfish), 2715 nucleotides. RefSeq names its product MYCN proto-oncogene, bHLH transcription factor (gene mycn). The record is from RefSeq and is a predicted model, not a curated record. Lineage: Eukaryota; Metazoa; Chordata; Actinopteri; Siluriformes; Clariidae. Gene Ontology annotation, molecular function: protein dimerization activity; DNA-binding transcription factor activity, RNA polymerase II-specific; RNA polymerase II cis-regulatory region sequence-specific DNA binding. Gene Ontology annotation, biological process: regulation of transcription by RNA polymerase II. Bases 176 to 1525 code for a protein of 449 amino acids. The transcript is spliced from 3 exons.
GCUCAGCACGGGCGCAGUAAGGAGGCGCGCGCGAGACAGACGCUUCAACACCGCGUCUGCCUUCGAAAAAAAAAUAAUAAGACACGAAACAGGACAAGACACACACACACAUAUAUUAAAAAAAACAUACACACAGAGACCGGCAGCAGCAGAGUUUGUUGUUAUAAAGAACACAAUGCCAGCCAUGGUGAAAAACUCCGACCUGGAGUUUGACUCCUUCCAGCCGUGUUUCUACCCGGACGAGGAUGAUUUUUACUUGUGCGGUCCCGGUGAAGACAUCUGGAAAAAAUUCGAGCUGCUGCCCACGCCGCCGCGGUCCCCGAGCCGUGCGGCGCUGGCCAGCGGUGACGCGGGGCUCGAGUGCGCGUCCGCGGGUGUGUUCGGACUCGGAGAUCCGCUGGACUGGGCGUCAGAGCUGCUGCUUCUCCCGCCGCAGGACGCGGAGGACGAAGCGUGGCGCGCGCCGGAGAGCGACCUGUUCGGCGCGUGCGCGCUCGACGACCCGGUGAUCCUGCAGGACUGCAUGUGGAGCGGAUUCUCGGCGCGCGAGAAGCUCGAGCGCGUCGUCAACGAGAAGCUCGGCCGGAGCGUUUCUUCGGGAUCCGCCGGCGCCGCCGCCGCCGCCUCUUCUGGAGCGCCUGGACUUAAAAGCAGCGCCGUGAAGGCGCCCGAGGCGAACCGGGCUGCGACUGAGUGCGUGGACCCCGCUGUGGUUUUCCCUUUCCCGGUGAACAAAAGGAACGGAGCGCAGAGCGCAAACCUGACCAGGAGCGCAUCUGUGGACAGGCGCGCGGACGACACCCCGAGCGACUCCGACGAUAACGAUGAUGUGGAUGAUGAAGACGAGGAUGACGAGGAAGAGGAAGAAGAGGAGGAGGAUGAGGACGAAGAAGAAGAAGAAGAGGAGAUCGAUGUGGUAACAGUCGAGAAGCGACGAUCCAGCGCUAGCAAGAACUUCAGCUCUCAGGCCUCAUCAUCGACAAUUCGGCUAAAUCCGGGCGCGAGCCGGGCGCCCCAGGAGCUCAUCUUAAAAAGGACGGCGGCCGCCUCCAUCCACCAGCAGCAGCACAACUACGCAGCGCCUUCGCCGUACUCAGACGACUCGGACCUUCCCUCCGCUCCCCCGAGCAAAAAACAGAGAUCCGAUAGCAGCGGUAGCUCCAGCACAAACUCCCAGCGUAGCGCUAAAACCAACACUUGUUUGCCGAUCUCGCUGAACGCGGCUCAGAGGGUCAGGAAAAGCGGCUCGGGCUCAGACUCGGAGGACAACGAGCGACGGCGCAACCACAACAUCUUGGAGCGGCAACGACGCAACGACCUGCGCUCCAGCUUCCUGACGCUGCGCGAUCAGCUGCCUGAGCUAGCUAAAAAUGACAAGGCAGCCAAGGUUCUGAUCCUGAAGAAAGCUGCAGAGUACGUGGGUACACUCGAGGCCCAGGAGCUUCGGCUCCGUCAGGAAAAGGACAAGCUCCAGGCGAGACGGCAACAGCUCCUCCGCCGCCUGGAGCAAGCCAGGACUCGCUAGCCUGCUCCAUGCUAACCUUUAGCACUCAUGGCUGGAGGCUAAUUGCCUGAUCAGCCUGCCCCCCACCCCGAAAAAAACGAACUUAUGGACACUCACUGCUGCCACUUUCUUUGCACAUUUUUUGGACGUCUAGAAUGUUUCGGGUUUACUUUUGUCAUUCCAGUCACAUCGAGGAAAAGAGAACGUACAAGGAUGGUCCCUUAUUCCAUCCUAAUUUCUUCUUAUUUUUUUUAUUUUUUUUUGUAUGAAUGGGUUUCCAACCCUUUCCUCUCUUAGACUUUUGUUGAACUUCUAUUCAGGAACGUGGAAGUCGACGAGGAGCACGCAAUACAACACACGCCCACUUUGCCUUCACUUUGCAAACGACACGAAAAAGCAAAUAAUAUUUAACGUGGAAAAAAAGAAAGAAAAAAAGGCGGGACAUGAUUAGGGUCAGUUCACUAGGACUCGACUCCGUCUGUCCCACACACUUACAUACACACACACACACCUCUGUCUUUCUGGUGCUUUUAACUCCAGAUAUACCUCUGAGCACCUUGAUGUCAGUAAAGCAAAAUACUAUCAAUCUGCCUUGUUUUUAUUAUUAUUUUUUUUUUCGUUUAUGUUUUUUGUACACAGAACCGUCUUUGGGUUUUUCUAAGAAAAUUACUAGACUGGAAGUUUAUAUACCGUUAUUAAGUACUGUAUGACCCUCGAUUUAUGAGGAACUUUGUAAUAUAACGUUGUUGUUUUAUUUUUCAGUUUCAUAUUACCGUUCUUUGUUCAUCACACGAUACUUACUAAUUUGUACACCUACGCUUUAGUGUGCUUCUGAUACAUACUAAAAAUCGAUACUUAUAUUUUCGUAUGAAAAUGAGUUGAGUAGAUAUCACUAUCCUGUUUUAUCUCUUUGCUCUUUACGUUCAUUCUUUUUUCCUUUUUUCCUUUUUGUACAGAAAUUUCUCUAUCUACAUUUACCUUGUUCCCUUCUCCCUCCCUUGAUUUUUUUUUUUUUAUAUAUAUUUGUACCUAUCGGGUUCAUAGAACUGGGUCAAUGGGAAUGUUUUCUCUCUCUUUCUCUCUCUCUUUCUCUUUCUCUCUUAAUCUCUCUCUCUCUCUCUUUCGUUUUCUAAGCGUACAUUUUAGUGCUGCAACUCAUAGCACUUUGAAAUACCUCAUUUUGAAUAAAAAAUAAAUAGACUUUGAAAAUA